AUGCCAUCCAACAGCCACAUCGGCCAGCGGCUGUCCUAUGACGGCGCCCUCUGCACGGUCCGCUACAUCGGGCCCGUCACCGGCACGUCGGGUACCUGGCUCGGCGUAGAAUGGGAUGACUCCGGACGCGGGAAGCACGAUGGCCAACAUGGAGACGUCCGGUACUUUUCAUGUCUGUCCAAGAACCCCAACGCCGCCUCAUUUGUGCGUCCGUCCCGUCCCGCCGACGCUUCACAGAGCUUCGUCGCCGCGCUGCACGGCAAGUAUAACGCCGAGGCGGUCGCAGAGCGCGAAUCGCAGAUCCAGAUCGUCUUCUUCGGCACGAAGCCCGCCGAGGAGGUCGGUUUCGAUAAGAUCCGCCGGCAGCUGGCGCGCGUUGAGGACCUGACCAUCGUGAUUCUCGACGGCGCACGUGUCGCCGUCGAUGCCGCGCCCGGCGACAAGGGCGUUAAGGAGACGAGCCCUCUCAUUGCAGAGUUGGAUAUCAGCAGGAAUCUAUUUGAAGAGUUUGGACAAGUAGUGAAAAUCUGCCAGGAGCUUGACAGCUUGAGGAGUCUGAGGCUGAACGGCAACCGCUUUCGGCUCAUUGAGGACGACGAGACCAGUGCAUUCACGAAGGUCACUGAAUUAGAGCUCGAGGAAACAUUGCUGGAUUGGGGAGCUCUCUGCGGCAUUGCCCUUAAGUUUCCAUCUCUGGCAACCCUGAGCGGCAGCCUGAACCAGCUGUCCGUUCUCCCAACCGUUUCAUUUGGCACUCUCGCCGACACCCUCACGACUUUGACACUCGAAUUCAAUGACUUCACCUCCUUCGCUGACCUCGCGCCCCUUUCUUCUCUUACCUCCCUCCGCAAUCUCCAUCUCAAGGGCAACAGCAUCGCCGCCAUCUCCCCUCCCUCUGUCCCAAGGCCCAUCUUCCCGCCGAGUCUCCAGUACCUCGAUAUAUCUUACAACGCCGUCACGACAUGGUCUUUCGUCGACGCACUCCCCACCUCCUUCCCAGGCCUCACAGCCCUCCGUUUUGCCCACAAUCCCGUCUAUGACCGGCCGGAUCCGGAGGCCAUAGGCGGCGGCUCCCAGACAAAGUCGACGGACGAGGCAUUUAUGAUUACCAUCGGCCGCCUCGGCGCCCUGAAAGCCCUCAACUUCACUCCAAUAUCGGCGGCUGACCGCGCCAACGGUGAGAUGUUCUACCUCUCCCGUAUUGCAAAACAGCUCGCCUCCGUCCCUGAGGCCGCCGAGCCAGAGGUCCUCGCCCAGCACGCCCGUUACGCCGAGCUCUGUGGCAUCUACGGCGCUCCGGACGUCAUCCGCCGUGACGAGAUUAAUCCGACCUAUCUCGAGGCGCGCCUCAUCACCGUGCAUUUCGCGCACACGAUGGAGACCAAGACAACCAUGAUCCCAAAAUCCUCCGACAUCUACGCCGUCAAGGGUGUUGCGGGAAAGCUGUUUGGCGCGGAGCCCCUGCGUCUUCGCCUGGUAUGGGAGACGGGCGAAUGGGAUCCCGUUGGCGGAUUUGAUGAAGACGAGAACGCGGAUGACAGCAGCGACGGGGAGGACGCUGGGAGGGGCGGUGAGGGGGCCGAGACAUGGACUGAUGCUGCUGCGCGGGAGGAAAAGGGCGGUAGGUGGGUGAAGAGAGAGGUCGAACUCAAGGAUGGGCCUAGGCAGCUGGGGUUUUGCGUGGACGGGAUGGAUGUCAAGAUCCGUGUGGAGGAUAGGUGA
Messenger RNA from Colletotrichum higginsianum IMI 349063, 1722 nucleotides. RefSeq names its product CAP-Gly domain-containing protein. The transcript is spliced from 3 exons. NCBI's taxonomy places the organism in Eukaryota, Fungi, Ascomycota, Sordariomycetes, Glomerellales, Glomerellaceae. Bases 1 to 1722 code for a protein of 573 amino acids. The record is from RefSeq and is a predicted model, not a curated record.